CUCGCAGAUAGUAAAUAAGCCAGGAAAGGCUAGGGAAGCGCUGUCUCCAUUUUGUCGGGGUCCGCUGCGCCUGCGACGUUGUGGAGAUGGGGAGCGUCCUGGGGCUGUGCUCCAUGGCGAGCUGGAUACCAUGUUUGUGUGGCAGUGCCCCGUGUUUGCUGUGCCGAUGCUGUCCUAGUGGAAACAACUCCACUGUAACGAGGCUGAUCUAUGCACUUUUCUUGCUUGUUGGAGUGUGUGUUGCAUGUGUAAUGUUGAUACCAGGAAUGGAAGAACAACUGAAUAAGAUUCCUGGAUUUUGUGAGCAUGAGAAAGGGGUCGUCCCGUGUAAUGUUCUGGUUGGCUAUAAAGCGGUUUACCGUUUGUGCUUUGGCUUGGCCAUGUUCCAUCUUGUCCUCUCUCUGCUAGUGAUCAAAGUGAAGAGCAGCAGUGACCCGAGAGCUGCAGUGCACAAUGGAUUCUGGUUCUUUAAAUUUGCUGCAGCAAUUGCAAUUAUUAUUGGGGCUUUCUUCAUUCCAGAAGGAACUUUUACAACUGUGUGGUUUUAUGUAGGCAUGGCAGGUGCCUUUUGCUUCAUCCUCAUACAGCUGGUCUUACUCAUUGAUUUUGCCCAUUCAUGGAAUGAAUCAUGGGUUGAAAAAAUGGAAGAAGGGAACUCAAGGUGUUGGUAUGCAGCUUUGUUAUCAGCUACAGCUAUGAAUUAUCUGCUGUCUUUAGUUGCUAUCGUCCUAUUCUUUGUUUAUUAUACUCAUCCAGCCAGUUGUUCAGAAAAUAAAGCGUUCAUCAGUGUCAACAUGCUCCUCUGCCUUGGUGCUUCUGUAAUGUCUAUACUGCCAAAAAUCCAAGAAUCACAACCGAGAUCUGGUUUGUUACAGUCUUCAGUCAUUACAGUCUACACAAUGUAUUUGACAUGGUCUGCUAUGACCAAUGAACCAGAAACAAACUGCAACCCAAGUCUGCUAAGCAUAAUUGGGUACAAUACAACAAGCACUAUCCCAAAGGAGGGGCAGUCUGUCCAGUGGUGGCAUGCUCAAGGAAUCGUAGGACUAAUCCUCUUUUUAUUGUGUGUGUUUUAUUCAAGCAUCCGUACCUCAAACAAUAGUCAGGUUAAUAAACUGACUCUAACAAGUGAUGAAUCAACAUUAAUAGAAGAUGGUGGAGCCAGAAGUGAAGGAUCACCAGAGGAUGGAGAUGAUGUUCACCGAGCUGUAGAUAAUGAAAAGGAUGGUGUUACUUACAGUUAUUCCUUCUUUCACUUCAUGCUUUUCCUGGCCUCACUUUAUAUCAUGAUGACCCUUACCAACUGGUACAGGUAUGAGCCUUCUCGUGAGAUGAAAAGUCAGUGGACAGCUGUCUGGGUGAAAAUCUCUUCUAGUUGGAUUGGCAUCGUGCUAUAUGUUUGGACACUGGUGGCACCACUUGUUCUUACAAAUCGUGAUUUUGAUUGAACAGGACUUCCGGCAUGAAAGUCCCAUUUUGAUCAUUGCUUAUUUGAAAUUAACAGUAUUCCCAACUUUUGUAAAGUUGUGUAUGUGUGGCUUCCCAUGUAACUUCUCCAGUGUUCUGGCAUGAAUUAGAUUUACCGCUUGCCACUGUAUUCAUUAUAUUCUUGCCAAGCGCAUUGAUACGUGUUUUAGAAUGAGUUACAAAGGGACAGUUUUAUGAGUAUGGUGGUGAGUUAGGAAAAGUGGACAUUGUUAGGUUUAUCUUUUGCUCUGUACCUGUGAAAAUAAAAGUGAAAACCAAACUGCUUGACAGUUUGAUUUUUAAAGUAUGUUAGAACUUAAGCUUUUUCAAAUGGAAAUGUAUGGCUGCCUUUUGAAAUAUGUGAUGCCUUGUCCUACAGGAGAUUGCAAAGAAUGUGGCUAAAGUUGUAUAAACAAGCCACUUAAAUGCCAGUUGUCUGAAAAAUCUUUUUAGGUUUUUCCCUUGAUAGGAAGAUAAGGAACUUAUUACAGGUAGGGAGUGGUUGUUGGACAACAAUGUAGGUUAUGAUGGAGAUUGAGACACAGAGCCUUCAAAGAAAGUCAGAUUGGUGAUGGUGGGUACUAAAUGGAAUACCCAGUUAGGCUGUAAUCUUCCCUGGAUAGGGGUGGCCUUCCUUACCAACAUAGUGAACUUUGUUUUGGUCUUUAUAAACACAUGCAAAAGUAUGGGUUCAAUGGAGAUGUUAGGAACUCUGAAGGAUUUAGACAAAAGUUU
This is a messenger RNA of Ceratotherium simum simum (southern white rhinoceros), 2202 nucleotides long. RefSeq names its product serine incorporator 1 (gene SERINC1). Lineage: Eukaryota; Metazoa; Chordata; Mammalia; Perissodactyla; Rhinocerotidae. Gene Ontology annotation, cellular component: membrane. The record is from RefSeq and is a predicted model, not a curated record.